Messenger RNA from Boleophthalmus pectinirostris (great blue-spotted mudskipper), 8405 nucleotides. RefSeq names its product dedicator of cytokinesis protein 3-like. NCBI's taxonomy places the organism in Eukaryota, Metazoa, Chordata, Actinopteri, Gobiiformes, Gobiidae. The record is from RefSeq and is a predicted model, not a curated record. Gene Ontology annotation, cellular component: cytoplasm; plasma membrane. Gene Ontology annotation, biological process: small GTPase-mediated signal transduction. Gene Ontology annotation, molecular function: guanyl-nucleotide exchange factor activity; small GTPase binding.
CGUGCCUACGUAAACGUGUUUGUGUGAGCGCUACAUUAGGUGGACACGGACACUGCAUCAGCCUGAGACACGCCGGGACAUAAUAGAGCCGAGAUUUGGGGCUUUGGCGCCUGCUUCCUCCCUUUUUUUUACUCCAGAAGCCCAGGGCACUGCAUCCACUCGAGACAUGUAGCUCGUGUGCGAACAGAAAGGCGAUAUUAGCCUUCGCUUCUUAUUUUAGCAGCAUCCUUUUACGAUAACAACAUAAUGAGGCUCGCACUAGCGGAGGAAAAAUAACCAAAAUGUGGAUACCUACAGAGGAGGAGAAAAUCGGAGUUGUGAUCUGCAACUUCCGGUCACCAAUAUGUCAGGCUUUGGUGCUGGAGAUCGGGGAGACUGUACAGAUCCUGGAGAAAAGUGAAGGAUGGUACAGAGGCUUUUCCACCAAGAAGCCUUCCAUCAAGGGCAUCUUCCCAGCCAGCUAUGUCCACCUGAAGAAAUCCACCGUGAUCAACAGAGGGCUGUGUGAGACGGUGGUGCCCCUGGAGGACCCCAUCAUCACAGAGACCACCUCCACACUGCAGGAGUGGGGGGUGCUCUGGAAACAGCUCUAUGUGAAACACAAAGUGGACCUGUUUCAUAAACUCCGUCAUGUGAUGAAUGAGCUGAUUGACCUGCGCAGACAGCUGAUCCAGGGACACCUCGCACAAGACCAAACCAGAGAGAUCAAACGCCACAUCACCGUGCGCCUCGACUGGGGCAAUGAACACCUUGGUUUAGACCUUGUUCCCAGAAAGGACUUUGACAUGGUGGAUCCAGAUCAGAUCAGUGUCUCGGAGCUCUAUAAAAUGCAUGUCUCCAGCCGACACUGUGGCCAGCAGAGCACAAACCAGGGUGACAGCACAAAACAGCGGCAUGGUGACAGUUGCCGUGUCCCGGUGUCUCACCAUCUCUUCAUCAACCUGAAGAGCUUCACCUACAACAGCAUCAGUGAAGAUGCAGACGUGUACUUCUCUCUGUACGACACACGAGAGGCCAAGCAGAUCAGUGAGAAAUUUAUGGUGAAACUCAACAAAAAUGGAGGACCAAAGAAUCCUGAGAAAGUAGAUCGACUGUGUGCUCUCUUUACGGACCUAAGCAGUAAAGACUUGAAGAGAGAGCUCUACAUAGUUGCACAUGUCAUAAGAACUGGUCGAAUGCUGCUGAAUGAUUCAAAGAAAGGACCUCCCCAUGUGCAGUACAGACGGCCUUAUGGCUGCGCUGUUCUUGCCAUGAGCGAUGUUUUCCACACCAUCACAGAUCUCAAAGAGGAGAAAGACUUUGUACUCAAGGUUUACACAUGCAACAAUGAAAAUGAGUGGUACCAAAUACAUGAAAACAUCAUCCGCAAGUCCAACACCAAGUACUCCGCUCCAAGCACAAACUACGGCUUGAUCAUCUCCCUACAGCUGCUGAGGGGCGAGCUGGAGCAGAUCCGAAGAGAAAACCAAGCCGUCUUCAACAGGGCCCUGGCUAUAACGCGUAAACUAGGCUUCCCAGAUGUCAUCCUGCCAGGUGACACACGAAAUGACCUGUACUUGACCCUAGAGCGAGGCGAGUUUGAGCGAGGAGGAAAGAGCGUCCAGAAGAACAUCGAAGUAACACUAUAUGUCCUAUAUGCUGACGGGGACACGCUCAAAGACUGCAUCAGUUUGGGCACUGGUGAGCCCAACACGUCUGAGUACCGCUCGUUCGUCCUGUACCACAACAAUAGCCCGCGCUGGAGUGAGAUGGUCAAACUGCCCAUCCCCAUCGACCGCUUCAGGGGGUCCCACCUGCGCUUUGAGUUCAGACACUGCUCCACUAAAGAUAAAGGAGAGAAGAAACUAUUUGGUUUCGCAUUCACUCCUCUCAUGAGAGAAGAUGGGACCACUCUGUCAGAUGAGGUCCAUGAGCUGUACGUGUAUAAGUGUGAUGAGAACGCCACUUUCAGCAAUCAGGGCCUGUACCUGAGUCUGCCCUGCUGUAAAGAAGACUUUAACAGCUGUGCAAAUCUUCCGGCCAACCUGCCCUUUCAGAGGAGCCCCAAGGAAACCUUUUGGGUCUCAACCAUCCUCUGCUCCACCAAACUCACACAGAAUGUGGACCUCCUUGCCCUCCUGAAUUGGAAAGCCCACCCCGACAGAGUGCUGGACAUCCUGGGACGACUGCGUCAGAUCAAUGGAGAGGAGAUUGUCAAAUUCCUGCGAGAUGUUCUGGACACUCUUUUCUGUCUCCUGGAUGACAACACUGAUAAAUAUGGACCGUUGGUUUUCCAGUCACUGGUAUUCAUCAUUAACUUGCUCAGGGACAGCCGCUUCUACCACUUCAGACCUGUCAUGGACGCCUACAUCCAGAAUAAUUUUGCUGGGGCAUUAGCAUACAAAGAAUUGAUCCGGUGUCUGAAGUGGUACAUGGAUCGAUCCGCUGAGGUUGUGAGACAGGACCACAUCCAAGAGGCAAUGAGGGCGUUGGAGUACCUGUUCAAGUUCAUUGUGCAGUCUCGGAUCCUGUACUCACGAGCCACCUGUGGGAUGGAGGAGGAGCAGUUUAGAGCCAGUAUCCAGGAGCUCUUCCAGUCCAUCCGCUUUGUCCUGAGUCUGGACUCACGGAGCUCAGAGAAUCUGGUCUUCACACAGGCGGCCCUACUCAACAGCUUCCCAGAUAUUUUCGACGAGCUGCUGCAGAUGUUCACGGUGCAGGAGGUGGCAGAGUAUGUGAGGGGCACCCUGGGGAGCAUGCCCAGUACAGUUGACAUUGGACAGUCCAUGGAUGUGGUCAAACUGCAGUCCAUCGCACGCACUGUUGAAAGCAGGCUGUUCUUUUUCCCAGAGUCACGCAGCAUUUUGUUGCCUGUAGUGCUGCACCACAUACAUCUGCAUCUUCGCCAGCAGAGGGAGCUACUCAUUUGUUCAGGGAUCCUGGGCAGCAUAUUCUCCAUCAUCAAGUCAAGCUCUAUGGAGUCAUCUGUGCAGGAGGAGGUGGAAAUGAUGGUGGAGAGUCUUCUGGAUGUUCUGCUGCAGACCCUUCUGUCCAUCAUGAGCAAAUCGCACUCGGUGGAGACAUCUAGAGGACAACGCUGCCCCCAGUGUACAGCCGAGAUAACUGGGGAGUAUGUUUCUUGUCUUCUGUCUCUGCUCCGGCUGAUGACAGAGCUCCACUUCCAUCAUUUACUCAACAACUUCCACAGCAAAGAAGAGCUUAAGGAGUUUUUAUUGAAAAUCUUCUGUGUGUUUCGAAAUCUGAUGAAACUUACAAUCUUCCCUCGAGAUUGGAGUGUGAUGAGGCUCUUAACCAGUCAUAUCAUUGUGGUGACAACACAGUUCCUGUCUCCAGCGCUGCACAAGAACUUCUCAGAGGCCGACUUUGAUUUUAAGGUGUGGAACUCUUUCUUCAGUCUGACUGUACUGUACAUUAACCAACCCAGUCUGCAGCUCGAGUCUCUGAGUCCAGCUAAAAGAAAGAAAGUCUUUGACAAAUAUGGGGAUAUGCGUGUUGUCAUGGCCUAUGAGCUUUAUAGCAUGUGGCAAAAACUAGGUGACAACAAACCUCAUUUCAUCCCAGGAAUGAUGGGCCCUUUCCUCGGAGUCACUCUUGUACCUCAAACAGAAGUCCGAAAUAUCAUGAUCCCAAUUUUCCAUGAUAUGAUGGACUGGGAACAACGGAAAAACGGAAACUUCAAGCAGGUGGAGGCAGAGCUGAUGGAUAAACUGGACAGCAUGGUAUCAGAUGGGAAAGGGGAUGAUAAUCACAGAGAGCUCUUCAGUCUGCUGACACAAUUGUUUGGUCCGUAUCCAAGUCUGUUGGAAAAGAUUGAGCAAGAGACGUGGAGAGAAACAGGAAUCUCAUAUGUUACAUCAGUUACGAGACUAGUUGAACGGCUCCUGGAUUACAGGGACUGUUUGAAAGGUGAUGAGAUGGAGAACAAGAAAAUUGGAGGUUCAGUCAACCUAAUGAACUUCUACAAGUCAGAGGUGAAUAAGGAGGACAUGUAUAUCCGUUACAUCCACAAACUCUGUGACCUGCAUCUCCAAGCAGAAGACUUUACAGAGGCAGCCUUCACUCUGCUGCUGUACUGGGAGCUGUUGCAGUGGGAGGAUCGGCCACUCCGAGACUUUCUGCAUUAUCCCUGUCAGAGUGAGUGGCAGCGCAAAGAAAACCUGAGCCGCAAAAUACUGCACUACUUCAACAAGGGCAAGUGUUGGGAAUAUGGGAUCUCGUUGUGCCGGGAGCUGGCUUUCCAAUAUGAAAACUUAUAUGAUUAUCAGAGCCUCAGCUGGAUACGAAAAAUGGAGGCAGCAUAUUAUGACAACAUCAUUGAGCAGCAGAGGAUUGAACCAGAGUUUUUCCGAAUGGGUUUCUACGGACGCAAGUUCCCCUUCUUCCUCAGGAACAAGGAGUUUGUCUGCCGUGGGUAUGAUUAUGAGCGACUUGAAGAUUUCCAGCAAAGGAUGCUGGGAGAAUUCCCACAAGCCAUUGCCAUGCAGCACCCCAACCAACCUGAUGACACCAUCCUGCAAAGCGACGCACAGUACUUGCAGAUCUACGCUGUGACUCCAGUGUCGGACAUCUCAGACGUUCCUCAACUGGAGCGCGUCCCGGAGAGGAUCAAAAGCUUCUACAGAAUAAAUAAUGUCUCCCGCUUUCACUACGACAGGCCUUUCCACAAGGGCCCCAAAGACAGAGAGAAUGAGUUUAGGAGUCUCUGGAUUGAAAGGACAACCCUGAUUCUUUCCCGUCCCCUGCCUGGUAUCUCCCGCUGGGCCGAGGUGGAGAGAAGAGAGGUGGUGGAGGUGAGCCCGUUGGAGAAUGCCAUUUAUGUGGUGGAGAAUAAGACCCAAGAGCUUCGGACUCUCAUUAGCCAAUACCAGCACAGGCAGCAUCAUGGCAACAUCAACCCUCUCAGCAUGCUCCUCAACGGGGUCAUAGACGCAGCCGUGAAUGGAGGCAUCGCUAGAUAUCAGGAGGCAUUCUUUGAUAAGGACUACAUCAGCUGUCAUCCAGAGGACACAGAGAGAGUCACCCAGCUUAAAGAUCUCAUGCAGGAACAGGUUCACAUUCUCGGGGUUGGUCUGGCCGUCCAUGAGAAACUUGUGCAUCCAGAAAUGAGACCACUGCACAAGAAACUAGUGGACCAGUUCCACAUGAUGAGGACAAGCCUCCAUCACCAGGGAGUGCCAGGGGUGGACCGGUUUGGACCAGCUGGCUGCACAGGAGUCAACUCUCCCAGAGGAGUCCUGUCCACCCACAGUCACAUGAGUCCAGAGAGCAUCCGCCUAAUGCACAGGCACAGCCCUUUGAAUCUUCAGGGCUCUAUCCGCCACUCCUCCUCCUCUUUGUCCUCCCAAUCUAGUGAGGCUGGAAACCUGGUCAUCAUGACAGACGGCCUGAUGGGGGAGCACCCUGAGGAGGCCAUGCACAUGCAGCCGAGCCCCUCCUCCUCUAGUUUGAGCUCAAUUCGCUCCAACUCUUCCCAGAUUAUUAACUCUGCACCUUCCAGUGCCAGAGGAUCUCCAUCUCUACCGGACAAAGCCAAACACAACAGAGAAGUGAUGAUGCUGCUGCCGUCUCACCGCGAAAGGGCCAACAACAUGUACUACAACAUGGCCGAGAAUGGACAGAACAACCACAUGCAGCGUGCCUUAAUCCAGCAAGUCAGCCCCUGUAAGCCCUGUGCCGAUCCUCAUAUGAACCUGCAAGAGAAAGUCUUUACAAACACACAGAACAGCUGGAGUUUGGAUGGUGACAACCGAGAGUCCUACAUCCCCCCUUCAACUGGAGGUUCCAUAAUGCCCCCGGCUCCACCCAGAUCCUUUCCACAAGGACACUUCCUGAUGCACUGUGAUGCGUUCCACCACCAGAGCACUGAGCCCCCUCCGGCUUUGCCUGUUCGCUCCCUCAGAAAGUCUCCACUCCACCCGAUACCUGGUUCGCCCACUAGCCCUCAGUCGGCACUAGGGGGUAGUAACUCCACUUUAUCAGGCAGUGCCAGCAGCGGCGUGUCCUCACUGAGUGAGAGUAACUUCGGGGGCCAGUAUCCAGAGCCUGGUCCCAUCAGAAACGAUGCACUGGAGCCCCUCCCCAGUCACCUGUGGUCCCCCCCAGAUGAGUACAUGUCCUCCCCGUACCUCCACAUACACUAUGGGGGGUCAGAGUUGGAGCCCGUGGACCCAGUGCGACCCUUCCACUACCGGAGCCCUACAUCGCACCCGCACACCCAUCAGCACCCGCACUCCCACCCUCAUGCCCACUCUCACCCACACGCUCACCCGCACAUGGGACUGGAUUCAGGGCACUCACAUGGACCGCCGCCCUCACAUCACCAUCCCACCCCCCAUGGACCCCAUCACAUCCCCUACCGCAGACCUCAGCCUCCUCCAGCGGUCCCGCCCAAACCCUACCUGAGAGAGGGGUGCAUCCCAGAGGAGGAGCUGGCCCCUCAGCCCAUCCCGCUGCCCAGACGAAUCUUCCACUCACCCCACAGCCACAGGGACGACGGGGUCAAACACGCCUGGGAGACGUGCAUCAGCGAGGAGCACGAGGAAGCGCAGUGAUGAGGCUGGAUUCAUCCAAAAGUACGAGUCUUGUUUUCAUUUCUUUAUCUGCAAAGACACAGGCACCAGAGCCUGUGUUGGUGCAGAUGAGGGAAAUAAACAGCUCUAAAAAGAGGAUCAAGCGUUUCUGCUCCAGUGAGUUUAUGUGUUGAUGAAGACACUGACUGUUCAGACUUGAACAUGAUUGUACACAACUGUACAACUAGUUUGUGAGCAUGUUUUCCAUUUGAGAUAAACUCCACCGUUUUGUGAACGAUGACAAUAUGACCAUACUCACGAUUGUUGGUGCAGCUGUUGGCGCUCUUCAUUUGGCUUUGUCAUUUUGCACCACAAUGCAACACAGAUGGCUCUUUUUACAGUCCAGUGACUUUUGUGCUUAAAGCUACAUUUACAGUAUAGAAUAUUCUUAUUUUGAUAAAUUUGCUACAUUGUAGUGUUUUCAAAGGCGUAUCUCCAUAAUGUUUUUAAAACACUGUUAAGUGCUCCUUAAUAGUGAGUCAUAUCAGUGGUGCACUCUGAUGCUGCCAGCUCCAUAACCUGCAGGUCCUGGGACACUACAGUCACUGGUGAAUAUUCAUCCAUACAAAGUGUAUGGACACAAUAUGAAUGUAUUUAGAUGAGAUGUUAUUUAUAUUGCACAAGAUGCAAAACUGGAUUUUGUUCAAGUGCUUUAAGUCUCUGUAGACGUGUGUACUUGUUCCUUUUGUGAGAGAAGGAUUGGUGCAGAUAAAACGGAGGAGUGGACAGAGGAAUGAUGUUAUAGCUUGGACAUAAAGAAGAUCUCACAUGAGGACUCUUACCUUUAGCACCUGCGGGACACUAACACAACAGCACAUCUGUCUCUGCUUCCUUCAUCUUUCCUCUCGGCUGUGUAACAGUGAGGGCUAUCGUGGACAGGCGCGGGCCAGUGUCAGACAUGCCUACUACCUGCCUUAAGUGCACUCAACGCAGUUUCACCUCUCACCUGGACAUUUAGCAACACUACUUCUUAUGUGCUCACUGGUGGAAAAAUGGAUCUACCUACUUACAUUUCUCUAUGGUUUUGUUCCGCUUUGGUUACAGGUUGUUGUUUGAUUUGUUGCGCUGAUAUUUCUCUUCUGCCUGCAGCGAUUUUCAGUCAUUUUGUUUAUAUGGAAACUAAUUAUGUGUUUGCAAAAGCCCAGAGUGAGUGCAUGGUUUUACUUUAGUGAGAUGGAAGCGGAGUGCUCGAUGAUGCAGAACAAGCUGGAAGGAUAUAGCUAAUAUUUUACAGUUGUUUUCCUGCAGGUGGAUGCUUUGUGUUACUGUACAUCAAGUUGUCAGCUGACUAGACAACAUCUAUUUUUGUAUGUAGGGUCAUCAGUGCGUGACAUAUCUCAGACAGGGAGAAGGUACUGCAGCUGCUGUACUUUGAAUGAGAAUGAGGAUAGAGUAUAUAGAUUAGUGAGUAUUUAUGAGUAUGUGGAGGAUUACGUAUGGGUGAAGAGAUACUCACAAUAUAGGUACAAUAGAAUUUUUGUAAAUCUGUUAUUGUACAUACUGCAGUAUUGUGAAAUAUUUUUGAGAAUUAUUGCCAAUGCCCCAAAAGCGUUUAUUGUUGUUUUGUGUAUAUACAUGUAAUCCAGAGAUUAAUGUAAUUGAUAAAUAUCUAUAAUUGGUGUUUGGAAAAAGGACAAAUUCAUCUGGCUGUGGCUGUCUCCACUGUUCUACUCAUAGAAAUCCUUUAUACACUUUUCAAUGUGCUUUCCUGUACAUAUGGUGUUAGCAUGAUCAAACAGUGUUUGGUUGUAAUAGUGGUUUUCCUACUCCCAUAACUGCUGUGGUAUGGAACUCAUUAACAAUACCAAACAUUAAAGACAAUCUUUUAUCAGCAAA